Molecule: messenger RNA, 2174 nt
Organism: Folsomia candida
Lineage: Eukaryota; Metazoa; Arthropoda; Collembola; Entomobryomorpha; Isotomidae
Product: leucine-rich repeat-containing protein 15
Exons: 10
Coding region: 171-1712 (513 amino acids)
Molecular function (GO): protein binding
Source: RefSeq, a predicted model, not a curated record
GUGUGAUCCAAUAUUGUAGUCUUUUUCUGCGUGCCACAUCCUUGUGCCGAAUGAGGACAUUAAAUAUUUCAUUUGUGCAUCCUGACAAAGUUUAUUUCUUACUUAAAUUUUGAUUAUUAUUGAUAUAUUCUGACUUCUGAAUUUACGUAUUAUUGGAAAAAAGUUACAAGAUGAGUCGUUUAUGGGUUAUUGCAUUUCUGAUGGGCUUGCUACUAAUUUCCUUGAACGGAGCGGUUGAGGACGGGAUCAAUAUUUGCGGCCCAAAUCUUUGUUUUUGUGACAUUGAAGUAAAGCCUAUUGAAAUCAGUUGCGACGGGAUUCAGUUGAAAUCUUUUUGGGAAGAGGAGGAUUGGAAUGCUACAUUUUUAGCAUUAAAUCUUACUGGAAAUGAAGCACUUUCUGUAACAUUUAUUGGGAACGAGAUUGAGCACGUUCCUAUAUUCCCAAAUAUUAACAUAACCAUGUUGUACCUUCAACGGAAUAAAAUUAAAUCCAUUGAACCUUACGCAUUUUCACGUCUUGGGUGGUUGGAGUCACUCAAUUUAGCGAAAAACGACUUGAACAGCAACUCUUUAAUGGAAGGAAUAUUUUUCGGGCAGUUUAAAAGUGAUAGCACGGGUUACUUUCCCAUGCCUUUAAGACAUUUGAAUUUGUCUUACAACAACAUUCAUAGUAUUCCAAAGGAUUCAUUUGACCAUUUUAAUAGCCUUACAACUAUUGAUUUGGGUGGUAAUCCGCUAAUAACUUUGGAAGGGAAUAGCAGGCAAGCAAUCAGUGAUAUGCCAAAACUGGAGUUUCUUGGUUUGAGCAACACUUCCAUAUCUAGUUUGCCAGAAGGAAUGCUUCAUGGCCUUAAUUAUCUUAAUGCUUUGGAUUUGUCAUACAAUUUGUUCAAAACCGUCCCCAAAGAGUUCCAGGAAAAUCAUCAACUCCAAGUCCUUACUUUAGAUGGCAAUCUUUUUGAGACCUUAGACAAAGAUUCUUUCCAGGGUCUUGGAUCAUUAGUGGAUUUGAGUAUUUGUCAUAUUCACACAUUGAGAAAAAUUGAGCAGUAUGCUUUCAGCCCUUUAAAAAAUUUGAAGAAAUUGGUUAUGGCAUUCAACCCACUUUUGAAAGACAUUGAUGAUGGAGCAUUUGAAGAUUUAGUUGAAGAAGACAAUGCUGAUCAGUGGCCCAUAGCUGAAAUUCACCUAAACGAUAACGGGCUUACUCAAAUUGACCAAGCACUUCUUCCGUGGAUGCAGUUGGAUUAUGUGGACAUUCAAAAUAAUCCUUUCAGAUGUGAUUGUAACUUGGAAUGGAUGGUUCUUGAAUUGGUUGAAAGGAUUCAUACAUCAACUCCAGCUUUGACAUUUGAUUUGACUUGUGCGGAGCCGAAGGACAUGAAGGGGAAGUCAAUCAACACUCUGACAAAGGAAAGGGAACUAUUUGGCCGGUGCAGUAGAGGUGCUAAUGGAAAGUAUGGAAACCUGGUGGCUAACGAUUACGACCCCACAGACACUGAUCCCAUUAAAGCUGCUGGAGUGACAAUCUUAGUAAUUGGGAUAUUGUUAGUGGUUGUUGGACUUUCCAUUCUUGGCUUCGCUGUGGUGAAGAGGAGAGCCAUCACUCAAGCCUUGAUGGCACCAUCAUCUCAAAUUCGCUAUGAGCGAGCUGACACGGAAGAUGGCUCCGAGUGGAAGUACAGCCAACCUUCGGCAGGCUACAAAUGAGCAUGACACUGCGUCAUAUUAUUAUGACGUGAUUUCGCACUUGACAUCCUUUACGUCCUUCCUUUCUUGUUGUAAUGCAUGCAUAAAGACUUAAUCACUUUGAUCACCUUUCAGAUCCAAUGGAUCGUAAUUUCGUAAUAAUUAUCGUAAUUUUUAAUCUUGAAUUUUAUUUUAAGUUAAAUUUUUAAAUUUCGUUGAAAUGUGACGAGCACGAUUCAGUCUUCUAAAUGUUUUUAUUUUUUAUGUGAUAUAAUAUAUUUAGAUAUUUCGAAUAUUUUAACUAUGCUGAUUUUGUAAAUUAUAGCUACCAUAAUAUAUUGAUGACUGUUUAUUAAUGAAAUGAAUUUUUACAUGAACCAAAUUGUGUCAUCUAUAUUUUGUUCAUAUGAAAGUUGACGAGAUAUGUGUGUGUACAUAUGCAAUUAAAAUUAGUGUGAUAAAAUUCUCGACGGUUUCAUAGUA